GCAGUGGGUGGAAAUGAUUUCGUACCAGUGGCCAGAUGCUACGUUUAACAAUUCCAUUCGUCAGAUUCCAGUUUCAGUUGAAUUCUCAAUGACACGGUGGUGUGAAGAUCAGGAGGUUCUCACGCUCACUCUUGUUACCAAUGACGGACAUUGUUACGGCUGCAGACAGCCUGUCGAGGUCUCCAUCACUGACAGAUAGCUGUGACUGUUGAUUUGACAAAACGGGAUAUGUGGUGCCAGAAGGAGAAUCUAAGAAUGUUGUAUUGAGAGUGAAUGGAGGUACUCUGGAGAGAGAUGUCGAUGUUCAAUUGACUGUGGGUGGAUGGGGCAACUGAAGGGGCUGACUAUACUGGUAGUGUGGUGUUGACUGCUGGUACUACAAGCAGUACUGCUGACGUCACAGCCGCUAAUGACAUCUGGUUGAGGGGGAAGAAAUGUGCAGUUGACCACUUGAGUCGUCAGACACCGCUGUGACGGUUGGACCCAACUCAAGUGUGCUAUCACAGACACCACUAUUACUCUCAGCUUCUCUGAGCUCAUGUACAGUGUGGUGGAAGGAAAUAAACUCACCUUUGAGGUCGUAUUUGAGCCUCCACUGACUCUAGUCAGAGAGGUGGAGGUGACUGUCACACUAAUAAAUGGAACUGCCAUUGCCCCUGGUGACUAUAAUAUGCUGGGACCAAUGGUCCUGACACUGACUGACAGUGGUGGUACUGCCAUGGUUAAUAUUGUGAAUGAUACAUUGCCUGAGGUUGACGAAAUGUUUGAAAUUAUGCUGAGUUCAAAUGAUCCCUCCGUGUUAAUUGUCGAGGACACAGCAACUGUCACCAUUAAUGACUCUGUCCUGGUAUUUAGGUUCAACCAGCCUGCCUACACUGUGAAUGAAGGAGACUCAGUACCAGUAAUGGUGACGUGGGUCAAUCCACAGAUGGGAGAGGUGGAAGUGAGAGUUACUGUGACCCCCAGUGGCACCCUAGAUGACUACUCCAUUAGUCCAGAGGGGAACAUUACACUCAGCAGGGCCUCAAAUACGGGUGUAGUGGUCAUUACUGCACUGAGUGAUAAGAUGAAGGAAGACCCGCAAGAUGAGGAUUUCAUUCUAUCUCUGGAAUCUAAAUUCAGACUGAGCGUCUCUCAAGCCGCUCUCACUAUCAGUGAUACUACUGUCACUCUAAAUGUGGUGGGGGGUAGUGAAGUGACGGAGGGAGAGAACAUAACUCUGAAUAUUACAGCUGUCGGUCCGUUUGUUGAGAAUUUCAUGGUGAAUAUACAGGCUGAUCCAGCGAAUGAGGUCAUGAUUAGUCCAACGUUUGUCGACUUCACUUCUUCCACUACUCAAGUCAGUGUCACUAUUGGAGGGAUACCGGACACAGAGCCUGAGCUGACUGAGAUGGUCACUAUUAGUUUCACCACCACGUCUGCUAAUGUUCAAGCCUUGGAGUAUACUAUUACAGUCAUAGAUGCGACUGGUGAGGGACCCACUGUAUUGUGUGUGUGUGUGUGUGUGUGUGUAUGCCCUCUGUUGACAUGUGUACUGUACGUUUGUUUCCAAGCAACUACAUACUGUAGGUGUCUUCAGAAUUAUUUUAGGGGGGGGAGAGAAUGGUUUUUGGAGAAGUAUGAGUUAUAUGGUCUUUUCUCUCCUCUAGUGAUCCAUGUUGGUCCUCAGUCUCAGGAGUGGAGG
Molecule: messenger RNA, 1684 nt
Organism: Geodia barretti
Lineage: Eukaryota; Metazoa; Porifera; Demospongiae; Tetractinellida; Geodiidae
Source: the annotation of a GenBank genome assembly